GUAGGCGUCGUCAAAAUUGAACCGAUUUGUGUGUGUUAUCUGUUUUCAUUGAUUUGCUUUAUGUACGACGAAAGCUGGUUUGCAGCAUUAUUUGGAUUAUUUUGGAGUGAAGAACGAGUGUUAAUUCAAUAAAUUCUAGUUCCAAAUCAAAUGGGCAGUGAAGCAAAAACCUCCAAAGCGGAAGUGUUCAUUCAAAGCCUGAAUGUGGGCAAUGCUAAAAAACUCGCAUUUUUGAUGGUAAUAAGUUUUACCAUCUAUCACGGUUUGUUACAUUUACGUUAUGGAAGUGAUUCAUGCAAAUGGUUGCUGAGUGAUGGAAGAUUCAAAGGUGACAAGGAGUGGCAGCCUUUCGGAUGCAUGUUGCACAAAUAUACGGAAACAGACACACGAAAAUGCUUUCGGUACCUAGCAUUUUGGGGUAACCAAAAUCAUUUCGUUUUCAUUGGCGAUGUUCGAAUCCGAACUCUAUACUUGGAGAUGAUCAAUCAUCUCAAACCGAAAGAUGCUGAGAAUGCUUCCAUUCAAUCAACACAGGGCGAAACAGAAAAUCUUCAAUUUGUCGACUACAAACUGCGUCUUCAGAUCAACUACAUUUAUGCGAAUGAAGUUUCCAAAACUGUGAUUGAUGAGUUCAUCAAGUGGCAACACGAGGAAGAUCCUCCAAGUUUGAUUGUGGCCAGUUGCACCUACUCGACGUUUUCCAACGGGAACGUGACUAAAGAGGUCCAGAAGGCUUUUGAGAAAAAAUUGACUAGAAUGGUUAAGCCUAUCGAUAAUUUGGUUGCCAAAAAGUCGAAGGUGAUUUGGAAGCUGCAGGAUCCGAUCGAUCACGAUCGAAUUAAUGAUGAGUGGAAGAACGUUCAGAACGAGGACAUCGAUAAAAUUAAUCAGGUGGUCUAUGAUAUACUGGGUUAUUCCGAUGUUAAAAUAUGGUCGUCGUCGAAGAUGAUUGCUUCCGGUUUACUGGAUGAAUUCGUCGACGGUCAUAAGCUGGGGGUGUUGGCUCUGAAACAUGACGUACAAAUUUUGCUGAAUAUGUAUUGUAAUGAUUACAUGAACUAUAACGAUGGAACGUGCUGCAGUAGUGCUGAGUCGUAUACGAUUAUUCAGGUUAUUACAUACGCUCUGUUGGCAGUUUGUCUCGCUAUUGCCUGCGCAAUGAUUAUUCGACGUUGGCUGUUACGUGCUACAACCGGCUACAUGCCGCUAAGUCAAACGGCUGUGCCGACUACAACUUCACCAGAUUCGCAGUCUCCAAUUCUAGCACUCGCUUCGCUGGCGCUCAUAAUGGCAUACUUCUAUCUAUGCGACAGAACAAACUUUUUCAUGAAAGAAAACAAAUACUAUUCGGAGUUCAGCUUUUGGAUACCGGUGGGGUACGUUUUUGUGUUGGGAUUGUUUUUUACCGAAGAUAGUAAAUUUACUAAAGUGCUGCAUCGCGAUCAAACUGAUGAAUUGAAAGGAUGCAUGCAGCUGGUCAUUUUGAUCUAUUACAUGACGGGUGCGUCCCACGUACUUCCGAUCUAUAUGCAUAUCAAAGUUCUGAUCAGUGCUUAUCUGUUUCUCUCUGGUUACUGCCAUUUUACUUAUUCCUGGCAGACUGGGAACACAGGUUUAGUGCGAUUUCUACAUGUGAUGUUCAAAAUUAACUUCCUCACCGUUGUGUUGUGUCUAUGCAUGAAUAGACCUUACCAGUUUUAUUUUUUCGUACCGCUGCUAUCCUUUUGGUAUUGUAUGAUUUACUUUCUGUUUUCGAUUCCUCCCCGAAUUACCGCACAAAGCUCGGAAAAUAAUGCUUAUCAGUACUUGUAUGUUGUGCUCAAGUUUGUGUGCAUGCUAAGUGUGAUCACGGUUCUGUACAUGAGUGAAGUAUUUUUCGAGCGCAUUUUCGUUACCCGCCCGUGGAAGGCUCUUUUCGUCACAACUGACGAUGAUAUUCACGAAUGGUGGUACCGAUGGAAGCUCGACCGCUAUACCAUAACGUAUGGCAUGAUUUUCGCUGCAAUAUUUCAUGUUGCCCAGCGAUACUAUAUUUUUGACGAUAACAACCAUGGAAAUCUUUUUUCACGCCGUAUUUCUCUCACCUCAACGUUAGCCGCAAUCAUUGGAAUAGGAUUCUAUACCACUUGGAGCUUCUUCUGUCGCAACAAACAGAACUGUGAGGAAAUUCAUUCCUAUGUGGUAUUCAUUCCUAUAGUGAGCUACAUUCUACUGCGAAAUAUUUCGGGUAUUUUACGUACUCGUUACUCAACAUUUUUCGCCUGGUUUGGACGAAUCUCUUUGGAGCUCUUUAUUUGCCAGUAUCAUAUCUGGCUAGCGGCGGAUCGAAAUGGAGUGCUGGUGCUAUUGCCUGGCUUUCCAACCCUGAAUGUGUUGAUAACGUCGUUCGUAUUCGUUUGCGUUUCGCACGAGAUUCACCGCCUGACUACAGUUCUGUUGCCAUACGUUGUUCCCAAUGAUUGGAAGCUGGCUCUCCGUAAUGUGGUUAUUUUUGCAGUAAUUCUCAUUCCCAUUGGGAGGUAUGAUGGCAUGUUUUAAGUAGCAGUUGAACAAAUAUAUAUGUAAGAUGUAUCGUAGAUUUAAACAUAGAAUUACGAACAUGUGCUGUGUUAAUACAAUUUCAUCAUUUUCAUUAAUCAAUUUGUUUAUAUCAUGGUUAUUUAAUAUAAUCAAACUGUGCAGAAUUUUUCAUGUAACAUCAUUCAAUAUCCGUGUUAUUGUUAGGAUCUUUUUUCGCUUUCUGAGAAUAAUAAAAAAAACUAGAAAAACACAAUAAACGACUGGCUAGAAUAAGAAAAG
Wyeomyia smithii (pitcher-plant mosquito) is the source of this 2799-nucleotide messenger RNA. Its product is annotated as N-acetylneuraminate 9-O-acetyltransferase. The record is from RefSeq and is a predicted model, not a curated record. Lineage: Eukaryota; Metazoa; Arthropoda; Insecta; Diptera; Culicidae. Bases 151 to 2538 code for a protein of 795 amino acids. The transcript is spliced from 4 exons.